Messenger RNA from Thalassophryne amazonica, 2944 nucleotides. It is a transcript of the gene arhgdia, whose product is annotated as Rho GDP dissociation inhibitor (GDI) alpha. The transcript has 6 exons. Lineage: Eukaryota; Metazoa; Chordata; Actinopteri; Batrachoidiformes; Batrachoididae. Gene Ontology annotation, molecular function: Rho GDP-dissociation inhibitor activity; protein binding. Gene Ontology annotation, biological process: Rho protein signal transduction. The coding region runs from base 141 to 755 and encodes 204 amino acids. Gene Ontology annotation, cellular component: membrane; cytoplasm; cytosol. The record is from RefSeq and is a predicted model, not a curated record.
GCGACGUCACAAACCAGCUUUUAUUCUGAAGGCGGAGUUUUCGCUGCAUUUUCGCUCAGAUUUUCUGUCUGUUUCGCUUCAGUUGUCGACUUACUUCUGUAUUCAAUCCAAUAUCGGUUUACAGCGUUGUAGCGCACACCAUGACUGAGGUGGACCCUUCAGAUGAACAGCUGGCAGCAAUUGCCAUAGAAAAUGAAGAUGAGGAAGAAUUUCACCAUGGUUACAAACCCCCAGCCCAGAAGACCUUACAAGAAAUUCAGGACCUGGACCAAGACGAUGAGAGCCUACGCAAGUACAAAGAGGCACUACUGGGAAACCAUGCUGUGGCCAACGAUCCUAACCUUCCCAAUGUCCAGGUAACUAGAAUGACUUUGGUGUGUGACACUGCUCCAAAGCCUCUGGUCCUUCCCUUGGACGGCGACCUGAAAAAAUUAAAAGAACAUCCGUUUGUGUUGAAGGAGGGAGUUCCAUACAAGAUUAAGAUAAACUUUAAGGUCAACAAAGAAAUUGUGGCAGGCCUAAAAUACAUGCAGGAGAUUUCGAGGAAAAACAUUAAAGUUGACAAGUCUGUUUACAUGGUCGGCAGCUACGGUCCCAAAGCGGAGGAAUACGAGUACCUUACUCCUGUAGAUGAAGCACCCAAAGGGAUGAUAGCUCGCGGCUCCUACAACAUCAAGUCCAAGUUCACCGACGAUGACAAGGCCAACCAUCUCAGCUGGGAGUGGGGCCUCACUAUCAAGAAAGAUUGGGACUGAUUCACCCCCCACCCCCUUUGCCCACUUUAUGCAGAGGUCUUUUUCUCCUCCUGUUGUUUUUCUUCUCUCAUUCCAUUAUAUAUUGGAUAGAAUCUGGAUUUCAUUGAUUUACAAAUUAGCACUUUCUCCAUCCUUUGACCCUGUUACUCACAACCUUAAACCUUUUUUUUUUUUCCCCUAAAUUAUAAUCAAGUUCAUCAUUCCACAUUGGACUUUAAUCUGGCUUUCUGCUCCACUCCAGCUGAGUAUUAAAUUCUAAAAAUGGAUAAAGCAGUCGCUGUACACAAAUCAGAGGGGAAAAAACUAAAAAUGUAAUCUAUUUAUAGCUCAUGAUUUAGUAAUCUAUUAUAUUUUGUGCUCUCUGUCAUCCAGAUUUGUCCCCCCCCCCCCCCUUGUAUUUUUUUCCCCCCCUCAUCUUUAUAUUACGUUGUUUUGUACCAUUACCAUGAUUUGCCUUGCAGUACCCAGAUGCAGCACUGUCCUCUGCACACUCAGCAGUCAUUGCUGGAAACGACCCAACUAAAGCCUUUGAACAGACAACCGUAUUUUCCGGACUAUAAGUCGCACCAGAGUAUAGGUCGCACCCCCGGCCAAAACAUGUAAAAAAGUGCGACUUAUAGUCCGGAAAAUACGGUAAUUCUGUGAUCAUGUUCCUAAAUGAUUUGGAAUUGAGGUCGAACACUGUGUAACGUAUGCCUAUAAAAAUGGUAAACUGAAUUACCUCAAACACCAUGCGGCCUGUUUUAGGUGCAGCUGUUCUCCACCAAUCAGGGUAUUCUGACUUUUAUUUGUAGCUGCGCGGCCUUAUCAAGAUCCUUUAGUGUUUUAAGAAAACAAAAAAAACAAUCUACGGCUUGCUUGUGCCAGCUGCCUUAUUUGUCAAACCAAAAUCUGAGCCUGUUCCAAUGAUGAUAGUUGAUCAGAGCUGUAAGUAUUUUCAAAGCCACUACUGCAGGUUUAAUGAUGCUGUUUCACACAAAAAGAUGGCCAUAUUGGUACAAUUUAAAUCACUCUCAUUUGAAUUUUUGUAGUCAUCUGAUAACCUGUUAUAUAAUUCAUUUAUUUCUGUUUAGUAGCAGCAUCAGUUCAGGUCUGACUGUUUUUGUGUCAUGUUUCUGGCGUGCCUGCACGCUCCUGUAGCCGGCAGACUGCAGCUUUCAGGAACUGAACAUAGAAGCUGUUAAAGCACUUCCAUCCUGUAUGAUAUAUGGUCAAAAGAAUGUGGAUGGCUGCUGACAUCCCGUUCAAGAACCAAGGCGUCGUCUUAAACACCUUUUCAGAAACCUAAUCGAGUGCAUCGGGUGUCUUAAAACACACCAUUUGACUUUUUUUAAAAAGCACUUAAGGAAUCCUGAGCUGAUCCUUUGAAUGUAGGUCUGCACCAACUGUAGCCACCCCCACUAUACACACACGUGCAGAUUACACAUGACACAAGACUAAAAGGAGCCAUUUCAAACCUAAAUUGGCAUAGUUCAAACAAAUGGGGGCAACAGGCAGUUUUCAUGAAUUCACUCGACUAGAUUUAAAGCAAUGGGUGUGGCUGAAACACCCGACCUGAUUAAUUGGGAUGAAUAAAAUCAAAUAGUUGAACUUUUGGUGGUAUGAAUCAUUAAAGAAACAACGGCUUAGUUGAGAAGCAGCAGAUGAUAGAAAUGGCACAGAGCUGCCGAGUGGCAUUUCAGCGCUUAUGAAUAAACAUGCAGAGAGGGUUUUCAGUUUCAACCACAAACAGAAGCUCCAGCUACAUUUUUAAUUGUUGUGUAUAGGGGAUGUCCAGCCAGUCACAUUCUUUCUUAAUUUCUUUCUGCCAUAACACACGAGCUUCAGUUUACUAAUGCUCCCAGUUCCUCAAAACACAUGCUGUUACUGCUGACUUGUGGACAUUUUAGUGUUGGAAUCAGUAAAGUGAGACCAUCUGUGAUUGACAUCUGGACCACUAUAUAGACUGUCUUCUGCGGAGACCAGGUUUCCCAUAGUGAGGCCUUUAUGAUUAAGUUUAAGCAUGUGUGUCCUGCUCUUUAAAAGUAUGGCAUCUUUUUAUACACUCCAUAAAAAUGUCAAUGACUUGACUAAUGAGGAUUUUGGGGUUGUGUUUUUUUUGUUUCCCUCCCCAGUUCUUCUUGCUGGUCGACUUUGUCUGUGUGCUACAGUUUAAUGAUCUGUGUGCAUAUUAAAGUCUUCAAACAAGA